Messenger RNA from Xiphias gladius (swordfish), 2659 nucleotides. It is a transcript of the gene glyctk, whose product is annotated as glycerate kinase. The transcript is spliced from 5 exons. Gene Ontology annotation, cellular component: cytoplasm. Lineage: Eukaryota; Metazoa; Chordata; Actinopteri; Istiophoriformes; Xiphiidae. The record is from RefSeq and is a predicted model, not a curated record. Bases 551 to 2125 code for a protein of 524 amino acids. Gene Ontology annotation, biological process: protein phosphorylation. Gene Ontology annotation, molecular function: glycerate kinase activity.
GCACUCUUGCUCACUGAUUUGAAACAAAAUUGACCUCAUACAACCAGAGAUUUCAAAAAGGAAAGACACCACAGUAGCGUAUGGCGUUGACAAAUUUUAAUCUUCCACCCCCAGUGGGCAUUGUGCUACUUCUUAAGAUAUUUGCUGCUCUGUUCAUUUACAAAAUAGGUUUUGUUCUUCUCUCUAAAUAAUCUAAAAUUCAUAUUCUAAAUUUUUGUUCUAAAUGAAUACAAGCUGUCACACCGUUUUGUAAAGUACUUGAUAUAGCACUGUAAAAUAAGCUUUAAUAACAUAUAACCUAUUAAAAAAUGUACAACUGAACAGACAGUGCACAGCUGGGUUGCCAGUGCUUUGAUGUGUCCUGUGGUCCAUUCAAGUCAAUCAUUACACAUAAGGUACACAACUCCAGUCAGGGUCUGGUGAGAUUUUUGCUACACUGCCUGACUGCUGAGCUGGAGCACACAUAACAGGCUUCCACUGGAAUCCACAGGCUUUAUAUCCCAUUUACAACCUUCACAGGCAAUUUCUGCUCAGACCUAGUGAGCUGUCCAUGGCACGUGUUCUUUCCCUGUUCCGGCCUCAGCCUUUUCUGGCCCUUGUGAGCAGGAGGAAACCUACAUUGUGCAAAAUGUCAAUGGACUCACGGGCACGAGAGGUGUUUGCAGCUGCAGUGGAGGCUGUGCAGCCAGACAUUGUGGUCCGGCAGAGCAUAGAGCGCAAGGAGGACUCAGUCAUUAUCGAUGGUCAAAAAUUCACACUCAAACACAACCUCCACUUGGUGGGCUUUGGAAAAGCUGUACUGGGUAUGGCUGCCGAGGCAGAGAGGAUUAUGGGGGAUCACUUAGUGAAAGGAGUCAUAAGUGUGCCACAUGGGAUUCAGCAGACAUUACAGCAGCAUGGGAAAGACCAUCUGUUGUUAAAAGAAAACAGUCGCAUUCAAGUAAUGGAGGGAGCCAAACACAACUUGCCUGACACUGAUGCCCAGAAGGCAGCAGAAGGGAUCAGGCAGUUAGCCAGUGAACUGACGGAGAAAGACUUGCUACUUGUACUGAUUUCAGGUGGAGGUUCUGCGCUAUUACCUGCACCCAUCCCACCAAUCUCGUUGCAAGAGAAACUGGAUGUUACUCGCAAACUUGCAGCUGCUGGCGCCACUAUUCAAGAGCUGAACACUGUACGACGCGCCCUCUCUUUGUUAAAGGGCGGAGGUCUUGCACAUUAUGCUCACCCUGCACAGGUGGUUGCCCUGAUACUGUCCGAUGUGAUUGGAGAUCCUCUGGACUUGAUAGCCAGUGGCCCCACAGUCAGGGGCGAGGUGUGGCCUGAGGAAGUUUUGUCGGUCCUGGAAAGGUACAAGCUGUUGAACUCUCUACCAGCAUCAGUAAAGGAUGUCCUUGGGAGACAUCCCCCCUGGUGGAAGGAGAAUAAGGAUGAUACAGAUAAGGCAGAAAAUAUUCUCAACGUUGUAAUUGGCUCUAACAGCGUUGCCCUCAAGUGCGCGGGUCGCCGUGCCCGAGAGCUAGGUUUCCGCCCUGUUGUUCUGUCACCAGGAGUGUGUGGCGAUGUUAGGGCAGUCUCCAGACUUUAUGGCCUCCUGGCCCGCUUUGCGUGUUCUCGAGAGGAGCCUCCUCCUGAGAUUGCCGCUGAGGUGCUGAGGCUAGGGCCUGAAGUAGGAGUAGAGAGCUGGGACCUGUGCCGUACCAUGCAGGUCUUGGGUGAAGGGCGUACAGAAGGAUGGGGUUCCACGUGUCUGUUAGCUGGGGGUGAGCCCACUGUGGAGUUGAUAGGAAAGGGUCGAGGUGGUCGAAACCAGGAGCUCGCGCUGCGAGUAGGACUGGAGCUGAGAGGCCUGCAGUUCCCGCCUAAUGGUCCUGUCUUCCUGAGUGGUGGAACUGAUGGUCAGGAUGGACCCACUGAAGCAGCAGGGGCCAUUACUGAUGGAGGGUUGUAUGAAGAAGCACAGGCAAAGGGGUUGGACAUCAACAACUUCCUUACCAACAAUGAUUCUUACACAUUUUUUUCAUAUCUUUCUGCUGGGCAACGUUUACUUGUACCUGGCCUAACCUGCACCAAUGUGAUGGAUGUUCACAUACUACUUAUUCCACCAAUUCCCAUUAACAUAGGAUAAUUCCAAAUCAGGAUCUGGAUUUUAAAAAAAGUGCUCUAUCUGUCUCUCUGACUUGGCAUUGUAGUAUCAAGUUUUCUGACUCUACACAGACUUUUUGGCCCAUGUCUUUACAACUCUGUAGACCUACAUGAAAGCAGGAUUGGUAUUGCUACAGUAUAUGAAUUUCUACAACCACAAAGAAUAGGGGUGGAAUUUUAAAAAAUGUCACCAUUUUUGUUAUCAGCAUUAAUGUUGUUUUUUUUAGCAGGGAACAAAAAAAAGUAAAAACUGUGGACUUAAUGCUCAAUUUUUAAAUCACAGCAAAAUAUGUUUUACAACACAGAUCUAGCAAUUAGAGGCAUUAACAUCAGUAUUUUCAAGUACAUUACACAAAUUUAAUAUCAAUUAAGCUGUUUGCACGUGACUUGCAGUCAUAUUAAUUUCCAGCAUUUCUGCUGGUCUCUUCAGGUACUUCAAGGUACCUACAAUAUGCUGAUUGUAUUUGUUUAUUUGACAAGGACUAUGUACAUCAUUAAAGAUUUCUGUAAACACACA